AUGUCAACCGCAGACACCGCACAAGAUGUACAUGACUCAACAGUGACAGUCGACUCCGUGUCACUAACACUGGGCACCGAUUCCCUCCUCAUAGUCGACGACCGCUCAGCUCGUCCAAACCGUCGCUGCUGUGGAUUAUUCAAGUCAGCACCCCAAACCACACACGCCAUCUCACUGUACAACGUUCUCGGCGCUGAAGUCACAGCCUCGAACCUCGUUAUCGCCUACGCGCAGCCGGCCGGCAAGGACGAUGUAGCCGUCGCGACGGUUCAAUACCCCAUCAUCGAAAAAGAGAAGAAGCUCGUUGAGGCGUGGGUUGGGAAAUUGAUCGAUUCGGCUUAUGGCAAGGCAAUUCGCGGGAAGAGACUGAAGGUCCUGGUUAAUCCCUUUGGUGGCAAGGGCACUGCGGCGAGUUUGUACCAGAGGUAUGCGGCCCCGGUCUUCGCGGCUGCCAAGUGUCAGGUUGAUGUGCAGAGUACUGAGCACCGUGGUCAUGCUAUUGAUAUUGCGGAGAAGCUUGAUGUCGAUGCGUAUGAUGCCAUUGUUUGUUGCUCUGGUGAUGGGUUGCCGUAUGAGGUUUUCAAUGGCUUGGGUAAGCGGCCUGAUGCCCGGACGGCGCUGGUGAAGACUGCUAUUGCUUUGCUUCCUUGUGGUUCUGGCAAUGGAUUGACGUGGAAUUCUUUUGGGACUGGUAGUGUCUCCAUUGCGGCGCUGGCUAUUGUCAAGGGAUUGAGGACGCCGCUGGAUUUGGUUUCCAUCUCGCAGAAGGAUUCGCGCACGCUCUCUUUCCUCUCUCAGUCUUUUGGUAUCGUUGCUGAGUCAGAUUUGGCUACUGAGAACAUUCGGUGGAUGGGUGCUCAGCGUUUCACAUACGGUUUCUUGGUUCGCUUGAUGCGGCAGACGAUAUGGCCGUGCGAUCUAGCCGUCAAGGUGGAGAUUGGAGACAAGGAGGCGAUCAAGGAGCACUAUGCUUCCUGGUCCACACGUCCUGAAGAGUCUGGUGUCGACGUCAAACGUCUUGAGGCUGCAGCACAGUCACCGGAACUACCAGAGCUCAAGUACGGUUCAGUCACCGACGAUGUACCUAGCGACUGGCAAGUUGUUCCGGGUGAAACGAUGGGCAAUUUCUAUGCAGGAAACAUGGCAAUUAUGUCGAAGGACACAAACAUGUUCCCAGCUACCCUACCCAAUGACGGACUCAUGGACGUAGUGACCAUUGACGGCAGAGUUAGUCGUGGCACCGCGAUCACAAUGAUGAACGAGAUCCCCAGUGGACGCUUCUUCGACAUGCCAGAGCUCAAUAUCCGCAAAGCAUCUGCGUACCGUCUAGUGCCUCAUCAGAAGGAAGGAUAUAUCAGCAUUGACGGUGAACGUGUGCCCUUCGAAGCGUUCCAGGCUGAGGUUCACCAAGGGCUCGGUACGAUUCUCACCAAGUCGGGCCGCAUCUACGAAGCAGAAGGACCUCGAUAA
Messenger RNA from Penicillium canescens, 1470 nucleotides. RefSeq lists its product as uncharacterized. Bases 1 to 1470 code for a protein of 489 amino acids. Gene Ontology annotation, biological process: sphingosine biosynthetic process. The transcript has 3 exons. The record is from RefSeq and is a predicted model, not a curated record. Gene Ontology annotation, cellular component: membrane; cytoplasm; intracellular membrane-bounded organelle. NCBI's taxonomy places the organism in Eukaryota, Fungi, Ascomycota, Eurotiomycetes, Eurotiales, Aspergillaceae.